Molecule: messenger RNA, 4390 nt
Organism: Fundulus heteroclitus (mummichog)
Lineage: Eukaryota; Metazoa; Chordata; Actinopteri; Cyprinodontiformes; Fundulidae
Gene: ntng2a
Product: netrin g2a
Exons: 16
Coding region: 386-3898 (1170 amino acids)
Source: RefSeq, a predicted model, not a curated record
GUCGGUGGAGUUCAGCCAUCAGAGCGUUCAAGGCUCUGAGAGCAGGAGGAGGAGCGAACGGAUUAAAGACACAAAGUGAGGAUGAGGAGGAUUAAACAGGAGGUGAAGAACAACCAGAGAAGAUAAAGAAAAACAAAUGAGAGGAGCAGCAGGAGGUUGAGUUUUUUUUAUCAGUUUAUCAAGAUUCUACCUGAAGACCUUCAGAGAGAAAUACAGGUCUGAGGGGAGCGGUGCUUCUGUCUUAAUUUCACCUCCAGCCUUCAAAUGUCGAACCUCACCGGAUCAUCAUGAGAACCUGUCCUAGCUAGAUGAGGACGAGCCUAACUGGAGGAGAGAAAAUGAGGAAGCUAAUGAACUUUCUGUCUGACUGACUCUGCUGCACACCAUGUCCCCCCCCUGCUGGCCCCCCCACAUCUUCAUCCUCCUCAUCAUCUCACUGCCUCUCUGUUCCUCUCAACUCAGCAGUUCAUUCGACACCUGCAGCUCUGGACCGGGAUGGCAGUUCUUCCCUUGUCUGCCCCCUCCCACCAACAUGAAGGAGUUUAUGCAGAUCAGAGUGGACCCCCCUGGGAUCACCUGUGGAAACCCACCUGAGAGGUUCUGCACAUUGGAGAACCCGUACUUGUGCAGUGAUGAAUGUGACGCAUCCAGCCCUGACCUCUCUCACCCUCCUCAGCUAAUGGGAGACAGGGAGAGGGGUGGGCUCAUCACCUACUGGCAAACAAUCACCUGGUCCAGGUAUCCUGAGCCCCUAUUGGCUAACAUUACUCUGUCAUGGAACAAGAGUCUGGAGGUGGUUGAUGACAUCAUCAUUACCUUUGAAUAUGGGAGACCAACCAGCAUGGUGUUGGAAAAAUCCAUGGACAAAGGUGCAACAUGGCAGCCGUAUCAGUACUAUGCUGACGACUGCCUCGAGGCCUUCGGCAUGUCACCUAAACAAGUUUCUGAUUUAGCACCAACUAACUUGACCCGUGUUAUCUGCACUGAGAAGUACUCCCGCUGGGUUGGGGCCAAGGAGGAGAAGAACGUGGUGUUUGAGGUCCGUGCUCGGUUUGGUGUGUUUGCUGGUCCAAAGCUUAUCAACAUGGAUGCCCUUUACAUCCGGAUGGAGACGAUGAAAGGUCUCAGAGACUUCUUUACCUUCUCCAACCUUCGUCUUCGGCUCCUCCGUCCUGCUCUUGGAGGAACCUAUGUCCAGAGAGAAAACCUAUUGAAGUACUUCUAUGCCAUUUCUAACAUUGACGUACCUGCCAGGUGUAAAUGUAACCUGCACGCAUCUAAGUGUGUGUUGAGGGAUGCAACACUGCAGUGCGAAUGCGAGCACAACACAGGGGGACAGGACUGCCAGCGGUGUCGAGGAGGCUUCAGAUCCCGUAGCUGGAGACCAGGAUCAUUCCUGCCCCUGCCCAGAGGCACUGCUAACACCUGUGAAGCCGCAGGAAACAGAGUCACGGCUGGUGACUCUAACUCAGAAGCAUCUGAUGGACGCUCUGCCGCAUCAGAUGGAGUAACUGACACUACUACCACUACUACUACAACUAAUACUGCUACGACUACCACCAGUGCUACUCCUUACAUCGACAGUUCUACCACUUCUACAGUCACUGACAGCAGUACAGAGACUGACAUAAAUACUGCUGUUUGGACAUUACCCAUACUGACUGACGAUACCUUUACUGACAGUCAAAGACUUUCUGAAAGUACCACUUUUAGCCCCUCUACCACCACAGAUGGAAUUUUGUCAAUGUUUUAUUAUUCACUGACAACUUAUACAAGCAAAAUAAGUGCUCUUACACUACCAGGUGCAGCCAGAGGUUCUAUUGCCACCAACCCACAGAGUAUCACUGCUGUAGGUUCAAGUACUACCACUAAUAGUUUUACUACUACUGAUACUUCCAUAUUUGGUAGGACUAGCAGCACCUCAAUGUCUGACAUGAGCAGUACAACAUACUACACCAGUACUACAAAUUCUGAUAUGACCACAGAUGUUAUCACAUCUGAAAAGAGUACUGUAGCUUUUACUGCUGUGAGUAGUACUCUUAGUACUGGUAGCACUGGUGAAUGGUUUGACUCAAGCAGAACAACAAGACCUUCAGCAGAUAUUCCUUCUUCAGUCGACACAGCUCAAGAUGAAGUUACCAACACUUCCAGUACCACCAUUAACAGCCUCAGUAUACCCAACUUCGCCUUUUCUGAGACUGAUAAUACUGACUUGGUGACCAGUGUCAUCCCACCUUCUGUUGGUGUAGUGUCAUCAACCAGGGCCCAAAAUCCAGCUACCAGUCAAGAAAUCACUCCGCCCAGUGAAAAGGUGUCUUCAGUGUCUUCUCUGUCAACUUGGUCUACUCAAGCCACUCAGGAAGAAGAUGCUCCACCUACAGCCGGAGCUGACACAACUUCUGUUUCUCCAGAUAUUCUAGUCAAUUUAUUGCUACCUCCAGAUGGUCAAUUAGAUGUAAAAACUCUUCCUGAUAAAGCAAAACCCAUUUUAAGAACUCCUAGUAUGCUUCCUCCUGUUGUACCUUCUAAAGAAACUCCCCUUUAUGUACCUUCAACAAUGUUCCCAACUUAUCUUCCUCCUUCAGAUGUUCCACCAGGUGGCCUUUCAUCUGAAACUCAAGCAACCUUAACUGAUUUACCCUUUUCUGAAUUACCUCUGCCAAAAGAACCUUCUCCUGAAGCACCUCCAUUACAAAUACUUCCUGAAGUGUCAUCCUCUAAAGCUUCUGACAGUUCAAUGGCUGUACCGUUUCCUGAUUUGCCUUCUCCUGAUACACCUUCUGCUGACAUGCUUGCAUCAGAUGUGCCGUCUCUGGAAGUGUCUCCUUCGGGUCUUCCAGAACUACCUCCCCCAGAAGUAGUAUCCUCUAGAACUCCUGGCACUUUGAUAGAGAUACCUUCUUCUGAUGCACCUCCUCCCACGCUAAGUCCACCUGGUGCUCCCCCUUUAGCUCCUGAUGCUAAUAUAGAGCCAUUGCCUUCCUCUGGGAGAGAUUUGGAAUUGAACCAAGUUUUUAAAAACUUGAAUCAAUCCAAACCCAGUACUAACCUAGAUGGAGAUGAAUCUGGACAAACUCCAACUUCUAGUUCUGAACAAGUCUCUGUUGGUGGUCCUGAAACUCAGCAAGAAGGAAAGACUUCUGAUGUGGAAUCAACUCAACCAUCUGGAGAGUCUGAAAAAAAGGAGUCAAUGGAAGAAAGAACAGAUGGAACAGUGGAGAAAGUCAUGAUUCCCAAAGAGGAAACAAAGAGGAAAAGCAAAUCGGAGGAGAAAGACCUGGGGAGGAAAGCAACCCAGAAGAUUCUGAUUCCAGGGGGACCGAGGUCCACUCAGCUGUCUAAAAUCAUGUACGUCAACUUCCAGGACUGCGAGUGCAAUGGCCACUCCAACCGCUGCAGCUACAUCGACUUCAUCAACGUGGUCACCUGUGUGAGCUGCAAACACAACACGCGAGGACAGACCUGCCAGUACUGCCGCCUCGGCUACUACAGGAACACCUCGCUGCCGCUGGACGACGACAACACCUGUGUCGAGUGCGACUGUGACCCAGACGGCAGUGCGUCUCCUCACUGCUCGGAUUCUGGCCUCUGUCGGUGUAAACCUGGAGCCACAGGGAGGCGCUGUGAUUCCUGCCUGUCUGGCUUCACCUGGCGAGGAGGAGGAGCGGGAUGCACAGAGAAUGUGUGUGACACGGAGCGCCUGAUCUGUCAGAACGGAGGCACCUGCCUUGAUUUCCAGCGCUGCGUCUGUCCAGAAAACUCCACAGGUCAGUUGUGCGAGCAGAAUGUCUGUAAGAAGAAGAGCGGCUGCAUCACAAAUGCUGAGGCCUCCUCCUCUUCUGUGACCUCACAGCUUUACCUGGUGACCUUCACCUUGACCACCUACACCUUGAGCUGACCACACCUCAUCACAAAACGCACCAACAAUGACUUCACAGUCUGAGGAGGUCCAGGUAAACUUAUCAGCAGAACCUUCAGCGGAUCAACAAGUUAAACGGCGACAAUCAGAACUGGUUCUCACAUGCAAAAGAGGACCAACAACCUAUUACUCCCAGGGGGCGGAGUCAUGCUGGCGAUGACAGCUUUGGAGAAGAGGAACAGUCCGACCCCUGUUUAACGACGGCUGGUUUCUCUUCACACAAACGGCUCCUUUACUCUUUCCAAGCAUCGUUCCUCCAGGAUGAGGGACGCUGGCCUGCUGAUGAGUCUCGGCCUGAUGAUGUUGCUCCUCUGGACCAUCCUGGCCAGCAGCUGCUUUGAUCCUCGAUGUAGAACUGGUCACUAACAGCAGACACAUUGGUCUGUUGGUCCCGGGGGGCGGACCUUCUUUGCCCUGAUGUGUUCUGGGUUUUCAAUUCAAUUCAAUUCAAUUUUAUUUAUAUAGCACCAA